AUGAGGCGGAGAGACUUGCAGAUGGAGAUGAAGAGGCCGAAGGAGUCGGAGACAGAGAGGCCAAGGGAGACUGAGAUGGAGACAGACAGGCAGAUGGAGACUGACAUGGACAAGCCGGCAGAAGAGGACAAUGUAGAGGGUGUUGGAGCCAGAGAGGGUGCUGCGGAGGCAGAGGGAGUGGGAAGGGAGAGGGAGAGGCAACGGAGAGUAAGAUGGCAGAAGGAGAUGGAGCCAGAGAGGCAGAGGCAGACGGAAAUGAAGAGGCAGAGAGAGAUGGAGAGUGCAAAGGAGAGGCAGGAGGAGACCAAGAUGCAGAGGCAGACGGAGAUGCAGAGGGAAACCAAGACGCAGAGGACGAGGGAGACACAGAUGCAGAUGCAGAGGGAGAAGGAGACACAGAGGCAGAGGGAGAAGGAAAUGAAGAGGCAGCGGGAGAGGCAGAGGUGGACAGAGAUGGAGAGGAAGAUGUAG
Messenger RNA from Struthio camelus australis, 471 nucleotides. Lineage: Eukaryota; Metazoa; Chordata; Aves; Struthioniformes; Struthionidae. The record is from RefSeq and is a predicted model, not a curated record.